AUGGCGCUGGAGCAGGCGCAGGCCGACGGCCCCGCCGCCGCCCCGGCCCCGCCGCGUCUCAGCGAGCCCGGCCCCGCCGCGCCGCCCGGCAGCGGGAGCGCCCUCGCCGCCCCGGAGAGCCCCGGCGAGGCGGCGCCGGGCGGUCCCGGCGGAGAGGCGGAGCCGGCGGCCGCCCCCGGCCAGGCCCCGACGCUGCCCGGCGGCGAGGGGGAGCCUGGACCCGGCGGCCUGGAGGCCGCGGGGCAGAGCGGCGGGGAGGCGGAGGAGCCCGACGCGGAGGCGGCCCCCGCCAGGCCCUCGCAGAACAUCGCGGUGCAGACUGACUUCAAGACGGCCGAUACGGACGUGAACACGGAUCAGGAUAUCGAGAAGAACUUGGACAAAAUGAUGUCCGAGAGGGCUUUGUUGAAGGAGCGUUACCAGGAGGUGCUGGACAAACAGAGGCAAGUGGAGAAUCAGCUGCAGGUACAGCUUAAGCAGCUUCAGCAGCGGAGGGAAGAGGAGAUGAAGAACCACCAGGAGAUCCUGAAAGCAAUUCAGGAUGUUACGAUCAAGCGAGAAGAGACAAAGAAGAAGAUGGAGAAAGAAAAGAAAGAAUUCUUGCAGAAAGAGCAGGAUCUGAAAGCAGAAAUUGAGAAACUCUGUGAGAAAGGCAGAAGGUUGCUGAAAGAGCAGGAGGAGAAGGAAAACAAGAUUGCUUCUCUGAUUGCAGAGCAGUCUGAUGAAAAGCAGCUGUGGGAGAUGGAGCUGGAUAAACUGAAGAACCAGCACAAUGAAAUCAACAGGAACAUUCUGGAGGAGACAGAACGGGCCUGGAAAGCAGAGAUCCUCUCCCUGGAGAGCCGAAAGGAGCUGCUGGUGUUGAAACUAGAAGAAGCAGAAAAGGAAGCAGAGCUACACCUCACCUACCUCAAGUCUGCACCGCCCACGCUGGAGACGAUGAGGCCAAAGCAAGAGUGGGAGAUGAGGCUGAACAGGAUACGAAUGACCAAGGAGAGUGUCCGAGAUCAGUUCAACGACCACAUUCAGAUGGUGAGAAAUGGAACAAAGCUGAGCAGCCUCCCACAGAUCCCAACCCCAACGCUGCCACCUCCGCCCUCAGAAACAGAUUUCAUGCUGACGGCAUUCCAGCCCAACCCAUCCCUUACGCCCAGGCUCCCGUUUCCCAUCGGACCAGUUCCCGUUCCCAUGGUCAUGCCAAGUGCCGAUCCUCGGGCACUCUCUUUUCCUCUCCUGAACCCUGCGAUCUCCAGGCCCAACCAGCCUUCCCCGCCGCUGCCUGCUUCCCAAGGAAGAAACAGCCCAGUAGUGGCAUCGCUUAUUGGCACGCACAGCCCUCACAUGACUCCCGCUGCCUCCAUCCCUCCGCCGCCGGGCCUGGGAGGAGUUAACGUCACUCCAGAGUUUCACAGGCUGCAGCCAGCCGAUAAGCUGGAAAAGCUGCUGGAGAAGUUGUUGACUCGGUUUCCACAGUGCAACAAGGCCCAGCUCACCAACAUACUGCAGCAGAUCAAGACUGCUCGGAGGACCAUGGCGGGUCUGACCAUGGAGGAGCUGAACCAGCUGGUGGCGGCCAAGCUGGCGGAGCAGCAGGAGCGGGCAGCGGCCGGGGCUCAGCCUCUCAGUCGAAUCAGAGCCCCCAUGUUCUCUGCUCCGCUGCCUCAGAUCAGCACGCCCAUGUUCCUGCCCCCGGCCCAGGUGGCUUACCCUGGAACAGCGUCACAUACCCCGGCUGCCUGUAAGCUGUGUCUAAUGUGCCAGAAGCUCGUGCAGCCCGGUGACCUUCACCCCAUGGCCUGCUCGCACGUGCUGCACAAGGAGUGCAUCAAAUUCUGGGCACAAACCAACACAAAUGACACUUGCCCCUUUUGCCCAAGUCUCAAAUGACGGCUACUCGAACAAAGCGGUCCCACACGAGGAGUUGCUGUGAAUAGACAGGAUCAGUUCUAAGAUUUCUACAGUUCUAUAUUUAUACGACCAUGUAUACACAUGUACAUUUUUAUUAUAUAGGUAAUGGUGUGUAUAGAAAGUCUGUAUACAUACAAAUUCAUAAAUAAAGUGUGUAUAUUAUGCAGUGA
Molecule: messenger RNA, 2078 nt
Organism: Chroicocephalus ridibundus (black-headed gull)
Lineage: Eukaryota; Metazoa; Chordata; Aves; Charadriiformes; Laridae
Gene: RNF214
Product: ring finger protein 214
Exons: 15
Coding region: 1-1887 (628 amino acids)
Molecular function (GO): ubiquitin-protein transferase activity
Source: RefSeq, a predicted model, not a curated record